GUGCGUAACUUUGUCCUCUGACCUGCUUACCCGACGCUAGUGGUACUGCGGCCGUGUCCUGCUCUCAGAUUGUGUGUGACCUCGUCUUUCGAACUUCUUAGCAGACGACACACCGACAAUCAUUAGUGCACUGGCGAUUCGAGCACGAGGGUAUACGAAUGGUGCUCGACUAUUUGACCAUCCUUGCCCAAUCGACUCACGCGCUACUUGGCCUCGGCUCCUGGAGCACCCUCAAUCUUGUGAAGACCGAAGAUGUUAUAAAGGUUAGCAAUAUGCCUGAUGCCAACGGGGAGGAGGAAGAGUUCGAGGACGGCUGGGACUGCAUUGAUGUUACUGACCAGUAACUACUUGUGUGUGUGUCGUAAAGUAUAAUGCAUUUUUUUGACUACUGACCUAUGGUGGUCCCCAAUGAGUCUGGGUGAGGUAUGAAACCUGUACCC
Suillus subaureus is the source of this 440-nucleotide messenger RNA. RefSeq lists its product as uncharacterized. The annotation marks the transcript as partial. Lineage: Eukaryota; Fungi; Basidiomycota; Agaricomycetes; Boletales; Suillaceae. The transcript is spliced from 2 exons. The record is from RefSeq and is a predicted model, not a curated record.